AUGGGGGUCAAAGACAUGCGGAAGAACGACAAAGCGAUGGCGAUGACAGGGGACGACGGACAACACACAACGGACAGCGAAGACCUGAGCAAAACGUUUAUGCACAAUGGUUUGGUCUUGGGCAUGGAUGGGUUAAACGACGUCUGUGGUCGGCCGCCUAGCGAGGUCGUCGUUGCGUUGUCAACGAUGAGGAACCGGCAUGACGUGCCGGCGCAUUGGCCAUUGUUCGGGUCAAGUGUGGCACGGCUGGCUAACGUCGGGAUGCGUUGUCCUGUCUCGUGGUGA
Sporothrix schenckii 1099-18 is the source of this 285-nucleotide messenger RNA. RefSeq lists its product as uncharacterized. The record is from RefSeq and is a predicted model, not a curated record. The transcript has a single exon. The coding region runs from base 1 to 285 and encodes 94 amino acids. Lineage: Eukaryota; Fungi; Ascomycota; Sordariomycetes; Ophiostomatales; Ophiostomataceae.